Patella vulgata (common limpet) is the source of this 9505-nucleotide messenger RNA. Its product is annotated as CUE domain-containing protein 1. Lineage: Eukaryota; Metazoa; Mollusca; Gastropoda; Patellidae. The coding region runs from base 173 to 1906 and encodes 577 amino acids. The record is from RefSeq and is a predicted model, not a curated record. The transcript has 10 exons. Gene Ontology annotation, molecular function: ubiquitin binding.
UUGUAAGUGGAAAUACAUGAAAGGUUGUUUAUCUUCAAUAAUUUUACGAGUCUUAUGACGUAAUUGUCUGGUUCAUCCCGUUUUUUUGUUCAUUUAGACUACACAGUACAGAAAUUGAAAAUGCGGAAGUCUUCCUGAAUAUCAGUUUGAAAUCUCCUGAAAACUUCCUCUGAUGGCAGACACGGAAAAUCUUUCCAAUCCACCCUCCCACGACGAACUAAGGCGCAAUGAAAAUGAUUUCUCUCCAGGGAGCAUUCACGAGCGCAGUAGCUCAGUAUCGACACCUAGAGGUCGUCCCACCCGACAGCUUGAUUUCCACCAAGCUAUGUCCGACUUCAAGACCAUGUUUCCUAAUAUGGACAUAGAAAUAAUUGAAGCUGUCCUACGAGCGAAUAAUGGUAUCGUCGAUGCUACGAUCGAUCAACUCUUGACUAUGAGUAUUGAUAACGAGACUUUGGAACAGACACAUGUUCACUGGUCACCUGACAUGCCAAGUACCCAUGGGUCAUCACAUCACCAUAGUCACCACCACCAUCAUCACCAUAGACACGGUCACCAUGGUCACAGAGAACAUGGACACAGUAAAUCUAAAUCCAAACGCUCGUCUAAACAGCAGCAGUCAGAAGUCAAUGGAACAAGGCUACCAGUUAAUCUGGAGUCGCCCCCAUCAUAUUCAGAAGCCAUUCAGUCACCUCCGCUACAAGCAGAACCUCCAAGAAGUAGAUCACACUCUAAUACUCCGCGGAAAUCAGGAAGUAAAACACAACCUACAAUGCUCACAACUUUUAGACAAGCAACAGAUUCACCAUCUUCUAGUCUUCUGGAAUUGGAUGUAGAUGAGUUGGCGUUAUCAAAUACUGAGUUAAAAACUCCGAUAACAUCAACCUGGAGUAAUCCUAUAUUAACGACUAAUAGUACUGCCCCCUUGUGGGGAAGUCCAGCAACAAUGCCAGAUUUACCGGAUCAUGUUUCGUGGCAUUCUUUAAGACCGCCAAACAAACACACAUCGGCCUCGGUUUGUACGAAACCGCCAUCAUACUCAAAAUCAACGUCUAAAUCUGCCUCAAUCUCAAGUAAAUCACGAAUGUACAGAAAUUGGAAUCCUCCUAUGCUCGGAACUUUGCCUGACGAUUUUCUACGCCUGUCUGUUGCCCCACCAAAGCCUGUUGUAAAUUCUUCCAUGCCACUGCCAAAGAAAAGUAGUUCGGUUCGACGUAGCCAGUCGGAACGUCAUGUACGACAUCAUUCACAGCCUGCCAGGUUGUUUACAACACAUGAGUUUAGUACAGACAUGUUACAAGAAAAAAUGAAGGAGAACGAACGAAGACGUCGUAUGACAUGUCAUGUGCCCGACCCUGAACUUGCCCAAUAUCUAGCCGAUGAGAGAUUAGCGUUAAUGAUACAAAAUAGUGAAUUUCUACAAGAACUGAGAAAUAAUGAAGAUUUUAUGAACACUUUAGAAAGUGAUCGUCUGAAUAUGUCAGCAUUUGAACCUCCAUUACCGUCGCCAAUAGCAACAGGUCCAACCUCUGAUGAUGAGGCUAAACAUGUUGGGUACGGCGAGGAUCAUCAGACGACGCUAGAAGCGUUUCCGUUUAGUCAACAGCUUCCACCACGAACUGAUAAAGAUGAAGAAUUACGAACAAAACUCAAGCAUAUGGGCAAAGCUUCAAGAAAACAGUUUACUGCUCUAGCACGAAGAUUCACCAGUAUUCGAAGAAAAAAAUCACCAAAACAGAUAUUAAAGGAACAGUCAGCACCUUCAACAGCUAACUUACUAGACAGUGAGACUGAUGAUGGAGCUGAUGGACCUAUUGAUCAUUCAUCUUACGAUGAUCCCCUAGUUAUAGAACCCUUGCCAAGUGCCUUAGGUGUCCGUGAUGUGCCAAACUCUAGAUUAGUGUGACCUACUUAUUAUUUCUAGAAAGACAUUUUACAUACAGAACUCCUCUGAUAAAACAAGUCAUAAACAGAUAGUGACACAACUCAGAACGGUGCCACAACAUUGCAAUGCACUCACAAGUACUCUCCCCCCACCCCACCCCCACCCAUAGGAUCACUUUUAGAGUUUAUGUAGACAGAUUAUAUGACAUGGUAAUUGGAGAAACUUAACGAUGCAGCAUAACUUAAUUUGAUAUUUAUAUUCUCUGAAGUCAACUAAUAUUUAAAAAUAGAUAAGACAGAUCAUGAAAUGGAAAUUGGAAAGUGGACCAAAAGCCUUCAUUUCAAUUUGGAUGGAAUAUUCGAAUAUCAUGUGAAUAAUGACUUGAUAUGAAAUGUGAUCCCUGCUAUUUGUAUAUUUUUUUAUAGCAUAAUUUUGAAUCUUGUGCAAUUUAUGAUAAUAUCAUCCUGAUACAUCAUUAACAUUAUAAUAAAACUGACUAGUGUGGCAGUAGACAGAAAUCUGACUAGUGUGCCAGUAUACAGAUAUCUGACAAGUGUACUGAUAUGCUGAUAUGCAGAAAAUGUGACUCGUUUAACAGUAUACAGAAAUCUGACUAUACAGAAAUCUUGACUACCAGUAAACAGAAAUUUCAAGAUAUAUUCAAUAUAGAUAUACAGGGUCGACAUACUCGGUACUUUGAACACUCUGAAAAAUCAUAAUUUGCAUUGCUACAGAUUAUUUGAUUAAUCACAGAAAUCUCUUAACCAAUCAUAGACUACCACACAUAAGUUUGUCAAUCUAGCAAGACUUGUGUAAAUGUUCCUAGACCGAGGCUAACUGGGAAAUGGAUUUGUAAUUGCCGAGGAGUUAAUUGUAAUUACAGACAAGGGGUGGAAAUAAGUAAUCUGAUAUAUUUCCAGUAUCCUUGAUGAGUUAUAGGCCAAACAUGCUGUUAUAAUGUAGACUGAAGGGUAAUGAUAUUAACAAGUAUAAUGCUAAUAAAUAGGCCAACCAUGUUAUUUUACUGUAGACAGAAGGGUAAUAUUAAAACAUGUAGGUAAUACUGAUAAAGUACAUGUAAUGCUGUUUCUUGAAGUUGUCGAUUCAAUAGGACUCUUUCUUCAACAUUUUGACAGUCUGUCAUUUUUUUAUAUCUCAGAAUAGUACAGCAUUUUUUUUUCAAGGAAAUGGUCAUCUCAAUUGUUAAGUUAACGCAUAAAUUAAUUGUUCCCAUUCGUUAAUUUAUUGUGUUUUAUGGUUAAUUGCUUGAAAAUACAAAUUUUAUCCUUUAUGGCAUGUAAAUAUGACAAACAUUAAAGACCUGGGUAACAGAGCCUAUGCUAAGUGUGAUGUGUACUACUGUAAAAAGAGUGUCCUGGGUUACAGAGACUACACAUGAGUGUGAUAAAUGUCACUGUAAAACGUGUGUCCUGGGUCACAGAGACUACAAGUGAGUGUGAUAUAUUAUACUGUAAAUGAGACACCUGGGUUGCAGAGACUAUACGUAAGCUGGGUUACAGAGACUACACUUAGUUUACAUUAUUGAGAAACAAGAAAUUAUUUCCGAGAGAAAUUACAUGAAAUUAAUGAGACAUGAAGUAAUUAGAUACAUUAAUUUCUUGCUUAUAAUAAUUUCUUGGGGUUUCUUUUUGCAGUAUUUGUAAAUGUUCAUAGUGUGUGGCUUUGUUUAAACUUGUAUAUAUAUAUAGGUGUUAAUAUAAUUAUACAUAUAUACAUAUAUAACCAAUAUUUACCUCAUUAAAUGACUGUACACUACAAUAUUAUAGCCUAUUUCACUAUAAUGUAAAUGUAUGUACACUCACUGAUAUACUAUAGCCUGUUUCACUAUUCAGUGGCUUUCUGUAUAAAUUGGGGGCAGCAUCUAUUGUGACUUUCACCGGUUUUAGAAACCUUCCUUUAUUACAAUUAGGACAUUUUAUAUCCCAGAGACAGGUAUUUUAGAUUUUUGUCCACUGUGGCCUUUCGCGAAACAAUUACUUACUUAGUCUUAAAAUAAUACUUAGAAGAGAUUAAUCUGUCAUUGAUCCAAUGUAAGUUUAAGAUUCAGUCCCAGAUGUGAACAGGGUAUAUAUGAAUGCAAGGAUGUUAAAGGACAAUAUUGGUGCCAGUCAUUAUCACAUAUGUGAUAGAGCUGGUUAAACACAUACCAAAUAUACUUUUAACACAGAGAUCAUUGCUAUGAUAGCUGAGUAAUACAAGUUUCCCGAAUCGGAAGUGUUGAACGCCAAAGGAAAACACGAGUCACCGCUCUAUAUAACUGACUGAAGCGACGAGUGAUAACAGAUACACGGCCGAAUUUCUGCUCACUAAUAAUUCCUUCGAAGACCAAAAGUUAUUAUAUGGGACUGUAAGAGGAUAUCUGACAAUUCAAUAAAGUAAUUGAAUGUCAUUAGAUAAGAGAACACGAGAAAAAUAGAAAUGGGAUGAACACGAGUCACCGCUCUAUAUAACUGACUGAAGCGACGAGUGAUAAUAGAUACACGGCCGAAUUUCUGCUCACUAAUAAUUCCUUCGAAGACCAAAAGUUGUUAUAUGGGACUGUAAGAGGAUAUCUGACAAUUCAAUAAAGAAUUGAAUGUCAUUAGAUAAGAGAACACGAGAAAAAUAGAAAUAGAAAUGGGAUGAAUCUUGCUGAAUUCUUUCAAACAGAAUUAACUGUUUUAUUCAUGAGAAUACAUCUGGGACAGCUACUCAUUUAAAGGACAAUAUUGGUGUCAGCCAUUAUCACAUAUGUGAUAGAACUGGUUAAACACAUUCCAAAUAAUUAUAACACAGAGAUCAUUGCUAAGAUAGAAGUGUAAUGAAGAUUUGAAGAAACGGGAAGUGACGAGUGAUAAUUCUGUCAAAAACGAAAAUUUGUUAUGUGAGAGGAUAUCUGACAAUUCAUUGGGAUAUCUGACAAUUCAUGAAAACAAUUGACUGUCACUAGUAGCAAUGAUUUUUGUGUUAAAAUUAUAUUUGGAAUUUGUUUAACCAGUUUUAUCACAUAUGUGAUAAUGGCUGACAUCAACACUGUCCUUUAAAACUUGCAUUGGACAAAUAUAUGUUAUGUUUUGACUGUUUAUCAUUACACGAAUGUCGGAAAAUUACAUAUUAAGAAUUCUUAAAAUUCUGACAGAAAUUGUUUUUUGUAUUUUUACUAAACUAAUAUGAUAUUUAACUACUUUAAUAGAGUUUAAAUUUUUCUCUAACAUUGGUUAAAAUCUUGUUUGGUACAAUCAGGUGUGUCAGCUUGACUCAUUCCCAUGUCGUUAAAUCGUCGCAACAACGUUCUUCAAAUGAUUCUUUAUCAAGGGUCGUCUCUUGGUUGAUUUAACACAGAAUAAGCUAAGUCAGUUGAAUUAACACAGAAUAAGUCAGUUGAAUGAACACAGAAUAAGUCAGUUGAAUCAACACAGAAUAAGCCAAGUCAGUUGAUUUAACACAGAAUAAGCCAAGUCAGUUGAUUUGAUACGAAUAAGCCAAGUCUUAUUUUACACUGACUGAAUAAGCCAAGUUUGUUAAAUUGACACAGAAUAAGCCAGGUCUGUUUUUAACCUCACAAGUUAAUUACUUGUAGAUUAAAUCUAUAUUAUACCGGUAGAUUAUUUUAGUAUUAGUUGUUAGUUAUUUUUGUACUGUUUAUACAUUUAUUUAGAAUUCAGGUGGUUUUUUUUUUGUUUAUAUUAAUAUAUGUACAUGUUAUUUACUUGUUUUAUAACCUGGUUAAAUACUCAUAUCCCAAAUAUAGGAAGGAAUAUAAACUCUAGACACCCCCCCUUUUUCUUAUUCUAUGAUGCAAACACAAACUCUAACACUCACUCCCAUGCACCUCUGUCACUCUCUAUUCUCUCUCUAAUGGAAAUACCAACUCUAGAAUAACUCCCCAGUCCCCACUAGUACCAAUAUAAAUUCUAGAAUAACAAUCCCCCUGUGAAAGGUAUACAUGUACCGGUAGUUGUAGAAAAUACCAAAAUGAGAAGAGAUAGCCCUGUAAGUAAAUAACUGUAAAAUAGGUUACUGUGUUAGAUAGUGGUUAUUUUAUAUUUACCAAUAUAUUGACGUUUGAAUUACACAGGCAGAUGUGUAUGACUGUGGUCUGUAACAUGUUUCUCCUUGGUGGGAGAAGUGGGAGUCUCAUUGGUAUCAUAUAAUAGGUAACUGCCUUGUUUAUCCUAGCAGAAUAUUUUUACUGUGACUCCUAUUGCUGGCUUGACGUUUAUGUUUAACAAAAUAUAGUUCAUUUUAUGCUGAUAACAUCAUUAGACUAUAUUUCAAUUGUUUUAGCCUGUUUCCAUGUGUAAUAAUUAUAUGUUUUACAAUACUAUAAACCAUCUAUUUUGGGUAUGCAUGUAGUACAAUAUUUAUGUUGUUAUAUACAUAUAUAAUUAUGUUUGAGUUCAAAUAGGGCUUUUAUAAAUAUAUUUUAUACAUAAUACAUAUUUCAAGCAUAUAUUUGUUUGUUUUGUUUUUUAAAAAUAAAAGACUUUGUCGAUAUAUGUGUACAUACAAUAUGUAAGUAAUCAGCACUGUUUUAUAUUAAUUAAAUAUAUAUAUAUUUCAUUUAUGAUAAAAUAUAUAGAAUAAGCAUUUAAUGGACCUGUAAAGAUUUUUUGUUUAAUUAAAAACAAGAUUUAUUUACAGAAACUUGAUUAAAGAACAAGCAGGGGCUAGAGACACCCUCUCCUAUCAACCGCGACAAGUAUAAGUUACAUAAUGUGUGUGUAUAUAUGAAAGAUAUAUAUAUAUAUAUAAACUUCCAUUGCCAAAAAAAAGUAACAAUUGUUACUUAUAUUGUUAUAUUUUACCUUUGCAUCUUAAACUUCAGCUAAAUACUUUUUGGGGUAAAUUUACUUCUGUCAAUAUUUGGAUUUUUUUUUUUGUUGUUGUUACUAGUUAAACAUGCAUUAUGCAAGAGCUAAAUCAGCAUAUUUUAAGUCUUUAUUUAGGCUUGGAUUCAGCUUGGAUUUCAACAGGAUUUCAUUGAUUGAUUAAAUUUUUAAAUGGUGUCGUAAGCGGAGAUUAACCGUUACGUUGACGUAUUACUCCUGGAAAUUAUCCAUAAAAGGCAGUGAUGAUCGAGGCUAAAUGAUAGAGCGUACAAAGCGAGGCCGCUGUUGAGCACGACCGCAUGUCAGUCAAUUUGAUUGAACGUUCAAUAUACGGCCUCGAUAUUAUGUUUAAUUGUGGUUAAAAUGAGAGUUUGGAUGUCGGUAUUAUACGCUCUUUUGUCACUUGCGUUUACAGAAAAAUUAUGGAAAUUGAUAAACAUCGCAGCUAACAUCACCCCAGUUGUUGCAGUCCCAUUGGAUCACUGUUUCCUAUUUGUCUACUUCAGGAGUCACGUAGGUCUACCAGUUACAGUACAAGAGUACACGCAGGCUAACAAGAAGUCGGCUAUAAUUAUGUACAAUGCUGCCUCAUUGUUUUGGUCCAUUCCUUUCAAACUUUCGCUUCUUAUCUAUAUAUUAAAAGUCUUAUUUUUAAUUUGUAGUAAAAAUAAAUGUGAUACGAAUUGAAUAGCAACCCCGUCUCAAACCGAAUAGGCUAACGGUACCACAGCCAUUGAAAACGUUAUUUGAUAAUCAAGAUUAUGUAGGUGGAGUUAACGCCUGUCAAUCAAAGCGAUCGGCCAUUCUCGGAGACGGUGAAGAGAGAGUUGACUCCUAUUUCUAGUCAAAAAUUACAAUGGUGAUAACUUUGUUCAUAAUAAAGUAAUUUGACUGAAAUUUUUAAUAUAUUCUCCUUUCAUCAUCUAUUUUUGAACUGUUAUAGCAAGAAUGGCCAACUUUCUAUUAAAAUCUCCCAUAAUGUAUCUUUAAGUAUACAACUCAAUUAAGUUAUCUUAGCUGACUGUUUUAAGUGAUAUUUGUUAUAAUUUAGAGAAUAGAUAGCUUAUUAUAUCAAAAUUAGUACUUUUUAUUGGAUUUAGUAAACGCAUAUUUCUUUACUUAUAUUUAGGAAAAGAAAGCUUCAAAUAUCCACUGUAAAAUACAAGAUGUUAAAUAUUUCUGUAUCAACAAUUUAUGUAUUGAUUUUAUGAAUUUAAUCCUUUCCCAAAACUUACGACUUAUAAAUUCCUUAUUAUUUAAAGAGCCAGUCAAUCUCUUAGGACAUUUUAAAUAUAAAUUGGUUUAUUCGACAUACCAGAUAAGUUUGCAAUCAGCAUAUGUAAAACACAAUUGAAAGACUCAUUUUGUGGUUACUUUAUUAAAAAUAGUAAAUGAAUCCGACAUAUAAAACAUCUUCAUUAGCCCAGUUCGGAGCAGAAUAGUAGGAUGUUAAACCCCAUUUCAUUUCCAACAUAUAAAAAUUGUAUUUUUUGGUUUUCUAAAUGAUCACCAUGAUUGGAAAACUAAGUAAGUUUAUACGACUUCUCCUCUGUCAUCAAGACAAUAUUGAGUAAUCUUGAAUAUAUCAUAUAUACCGGUAUAUAUAUUAUUUAGUAUGAAUACCUCAGGUUGUUAAUAUAUACAGUUAUAACUAUAUAUAAUAUGUAAAUAAUAUUAAUGAUAUAGCCAAUUCUUCCCAUCCCAGUUAUGUAUUGUUAUUUUGCAGCGAUGAUUUACAGAACAUCUUAAAUCAUCUCAUGAAAUCAAUUGUCUUUUCCUUUCAUAUAUACAUAUAGUUGUCAUAUAUAUAUAAUUCUAAAAAAUACAUUCAUUAAGUAUUUUCAACAGUCUAAAUGCUGUUUAUUUUUUAAAUACAAUAAUGUAUACAGUUAGAAAACGAAAUUAACUUUUUAAAAAUCUGAUUAAAUUUAUUGGCUAUGUGGGAAGACUGCCUCUUUCCGCAUUAAAAAUUGUACACCCCUAGAUUCAGAAAAUAUUUAGAUCCUAACAAAAUAUGUUUUAACUGUUGACAUUUGAAGUCAUAAUUGCAGCUAUGCGGUAUUUUACCAAACUGAUCAGCAGGAAAUAUUCGCUUGACCGCCAAUAAAACUGACAGUUAAUUAGCUCUCAAUGUUAUCAAGAAAAACUAUAAAGUUGUUUGAACUUUGAAGUAUAUCUGGACAAAAAAUAUUUCUUAUCUAGUGUAAAUGGAUAGAUGAACACUAUUGAAGUAAAGUGUAGUUAUUAAAAUUUUAAUAACAAUAUGUAAUAAAUAAUUCAUCAAAGCAAUUAGAUAUGAUACUGAAUAGAACAGGAGAUUGAAUAGAACAGGCGACCAAAUAGAACAGGAGAUUGAAUAGAACAGGAGACUAAAUAGUACAGGAGAUUAAUAUUUUUGUGUUUUUUGUUAGUUAGAUAUUAGUUUUAUUUACAUUUCAUGUACUUAUUUUAGUUUAGUUACUUUAGUCCUGUAUUUUCUGUCCAGAAGUGAUUGUUUAAUGAUUUAGGAUAAUGAAAAAUUUAGAAAAUAUGAAAUUUUGUCUAGACAUUUAUCUUUGUUUUAUUAUAUUUUAUGUCAUUUUAUCUACUAUUUAUCUUUAGAAACACGUCUUUAGUUUCUCUGUUAAGUAAACUUUAAAAUGAUAAAAGAAACUGGGAGAGUAUUAGAUAUUUGAUUGAAAUUAAUGCAUGCAUACUGUAUUUACCCCCUAUAUAUAAUCUGUUGUUAUGUUGAUGAAUAUUAUCAUGUCCUAUAUUAUAUAAGUUAUAAAACAGUUAUAAUAGUAUA